Molecule: messenger RNA, 6061 nt
Organism: Gambusia affinis (western mosquitofish)
Lineage: Eukaryota; Metazoa; Chordata; Actinopteri; Cyprinodontiformes; Poeciliidae
Gene: glra2
Product: glycine receptor, alpha 2
Exons: 8
Coding region: 3699-4901 (400 amino acids)
Biological process (GO): regulation of membrane potential; signal transduction; chloride transmembrane transport
Cellular component (GO): neuron projection; synapse; plasma membrane
Molecular function (GO): transmitter-gated monoatomic ion channel activity; glycine binding; transmembrane signaling receptor activity
Source: RefSeq, a predicted model, not a curated record
UGUGGUCGCCAAGGAGUACGAUUCCAGGUCCUCCUCCAACAUGUCUCCAUCAGACUUUCUGGACUCCUUAAUGGGUCGCACGUCUGGGUACGAUGCACGAAUUAGACCCAAUUUCAAAGGUUUGUUCGCAAUCAAAUGAGUCUCCACGCGCACACACAUUUCACUUCCCACAUUUUGAGAACUAUAAAUAGCCACAGAAAUGCCACUGUUACUGUAAACACUAAUCUUUUUAACCAGUGUGCUGGAUGCUAUCUGUUGCCAAGGAACUGGGCUUCAAGCAACUCGGAGGCAACAAUCAAUCACUUCAAUUAACAGUAACAGGGGGGACCCUGCUUAGAUUUAAUCACAGUCCACACUGUGCCACUCAAUGAUGGUUUUCUUAUCUGAAAGCUGUCUAAAAUUCAAUAUCCACCUUUAUUAAAUGUGAGAUCAGAAUCAGGAGCUGGAAAUAUCCCAGCAACACAGAAAUAAGAGACGUUCUCACUUCAGACAGGGAUCGCACCAUUACAGGAUAGACGAUUGAUGGUGCCCCAGUGGCUAGACUGCAGGCUAUGCAGACUUCCUCUGCUGUUGUUGUUGCUUUGAUGCUGAGGACACACACAGCUUCUGUCAUUGGAAUGGUUUUGAAUGAGCAAAGGUUUCAUUUAUGGGGGCUAAGGUUCACUCUUAGCUUCUGGGGUCACCUGGGAUGUUGCUUGUUACAGUCCAUGAACUCCAGUAGGUAAAGCAGCUUCAUAAUACAGGAAGAGAGAAAGCACAACAAUCCAUUGUCUAUACUUCCGUUUUCUUGCAAGGUCACAGGGGACUGGUGUUUAUCUCCAGCAGUCACUGCUGGGCAAGAGAUAGUGUAAAAUCUAGACAGGUCACCAGUCCAUCACAGGGUCACAACAAUAUAGUACCUCCCAUUGUUCUUGGAAUUUUUACGUCACAGACAAACAUAUAGUAGCAGAUUAUUGAGGUGGAACUAAAAUCAUACAAUCCACAUAGCGUGGGCCUCAUUUAAAAAAAAAUAAUUUUCUUUUAAUCCAAUACCACUUAAUACAAUUCAGUUCAACCAACUAUCUAUAGUAAAUAGAGUCCACCUGCAUAUAAUUUAAUCUCAGCAUGGAUGCAGCUGUUUUGUGAAGACCUCAGAGGUUACGCAGAGAACAUUUGUGAGCAACCAUAAUGAAGAACAAGGAAUAUAUCCGACUGCUCAAGGAUUAAGCUGUAAAGAAGUUUUACAGCUGCAAGCUUUAAAAGUUACAAUGAAAUAGUUUAAAUAAAAGCUUAUUAAUAUCACUACUCAAAGGCCAGACUUACUUCCAAUAGAGAAUCUCUGUUACGACUUAAAAUUUGUUGAAAACACCAUCCAACGGAGCCUUAGCUACUGUGCUCUAAAUAUGGUGGAAAUAUGUUCAGUAUUUAGAUGCACAGAUCUGUUGGUGGUAUAACAGAACAUGUACUGUUGUAAAUGCAGUGAAAGUUAGUCUUGCCAAGUAAUAAGUCAGGUUAGCUAAGCACUUACUAAAUGAUUUCACUUUUCAGAUUUUUUUUCUUUUUUGCUUUUCUUCUUGACUAUUAUCCACUACAUUGUGUUUGUGUGUGACAGAAACUCUGAAUAAAAAGCAUCAGUUUUUAACUGGAAAAACAUGAAAGAAGGUAUGAAUAUUUAAUUCCUGUAUGCCAUAUACUCCUUGUCCGUUAGAGAAAUCUGGUAAAUGUCAAGAUUUCUGUGACGCAUAUUAUAUUUUUAGGUUGUAUUGAUACAUAAAACAUCGAUUUUGCUGAUUUAACCUGGUGGUUUUAAUGCUAGAAGAUGAAUGGAAGUGAGAGCAGGGAUCUCUCUCUGUAUUAAACAGAUAGAGCUUCACAUGCUACAGUCAGAAAACAAACGAAUCCACAUUAAGAGGCUGUGCUGUAAACAGUUAGUUUUUGCUCAUGAACCUGCUAGAUGUACUUUGAAGAGUGUCGAACUGUGUUUCUAAAAGGGCUGACCUAGAUUUCCAUGCCGAGUUUGUUAUGAGGAGCUGCUGCCAGUUACCUCUUUUUGCUGUAAAAAUGUGGAAACUUGACAACAAACAGAGGCAAAUAUUAAUACAGAGAGCCAUGAAAUAUUGAUGUGGAAAACACAGGGGAAAGGCUGUAGGAAGAGCUCACAACUUCACUUAUCAGCUUGGGGAGAAAGAUUUGCUGUGACUCAAAAUGCAAGUCUUGCAAAGAUAUUUUAGUUUAGAGAGCUGUAGAGAAAAUCUACCUUCACUAUUGGAGUACAUAAGAUAGAUUUCCAUAUUCUGUUAAAAAUAAAAUGUUUAUUUGAUGGUUCAGAAUUUAAGCAUGACCUUUCACUAUCAAAUAUAUUUGCUUUAUUAAUUUAUUACAAGUGAGCUUUGUAAUGUGAUUUGGACAUUCUUGAUGUUUUUUUUUCCUGAUCAUAACCAUCUUAUAUUUACAGCACCAAUGAGUAGCUCAAGUAUUCACUCCUCUUGCAAUUUCUUUUUUAUGCUAUAACCACAUACUAAAUACAAUUUAUCUGGAUGUAACUUGACAACAUGUUGGAAAGAAAACUAGAAAACUAAAUUUGUUACAGAUAUCUAAAAAAAAAAAAAAAUCUGGUGUGUAUUCUUAUUAAGGCCCCUUCCCUCUGUUACAAAUACGCAGUAUAACAUACUCUACAUUCAAUUGCCUUCAGAGGUCACCUUAUCAGCAAACAGAGUCCACCUGUUUGCAUUUUCAUCUCCGCAUGUUGGACAAGCCCAACAAGUGUAGCAUUAUUCAGAGAAGCAGCCAUGUGAUCCACUGUAAUUGUGGAGGAGCUGCAGAGAUCCACAGGGCAGCUGCUAAUCAUGCCCUCAGCAAAUCUGGGCCUGGUGGAGGAGAGGCAAGAAGAAAUUCAUUGCUUAAAGAAAGUCCUUAGAAGUCGCUUUGAAGUUUUUUGCAAGACAAUAAAGUGGUCAAAGCAAACGUUUGCAAGAGGGUUUGCUUGUGAGAUGAGACCAACACUGAACUCUGUGGCCUACAUGUAUGAUACAAGUAAGUGUGAUACAAAACUGCCUCUGCACACCACUUCAAAGAGGCAGUAUUGUGUUUUCAUAGAAAGAUUCAUUGGACAACCAUGAAUCAAUUUCCUUUUACUUCAGAGCUAUGUAUUGGUCCAUUACAUAAAAUCCCAACAAAAUACAUUGAUGUUUGUGGUUAUAAUGUGACAAAAUGUGUUAAGGGUGUGAAUACUUCUGCAAGCCUCUGUAUUAUAAGAACAGCUUCUUUUUCAUGUCUGUGGAAAUAUUGCUGAUCAAAUAAUUCACUCCUCAGCUGACACACCACUUUGUGUGUUUGCAUGUCUUUGACUCUGUGUGCAUGAAUCCUCUAUUCAAUGUGUUACCGACAAAUUACCUCUAAAGGAUUACCUCCAUUAGACAUCAUUUCAAACAUCAUUAAGCCAAUGCUAAUAACCAGUCAUAAUGUUAAGUUUCAUUUUAAUUGUUCUUGUCAAACACUGAGCCCAAAAAGCAGAUGUAGUUUCACAUACAACUUGCCACCACCUAGAUAACAUACAGAAGACUGCUUGUUGUAUUGAUGCAUGUUUGAAUACACAGCAAAGCAGCAGCCCGAAAUUCACUCUCACCUCAAAGGCCCUGCUUAAACAUGUGUUUCAAGGCUUUGUUUCCCCCUGUCAUGUCAUUGUCAUUCCAUUUCACAGGUCCUCCUGUAAACGUUACAUGCAAUAUUUUUAUCAACAGCUUCGGCUCUGUCACAGAGACAACGAUGGUCCACCAGUUAAUGUUACCUGCAACAUAUUUAUCAACAGCUUUGGUUCAAUAGCAGAAACUACUAUGGAUUACAGAGUGAACAUCUUCCUGCGGCAGAAGUGGAAUGACCCUCGGCUGGCGUAUAGUAAAUACCCAGACUCCUCGCUCGACCUGGACCCUUCCAUGCUGGACUCCAUAUGGAAGCCAGAUCUUUUCUUUGCCAACGAGAAGGGGGCCAACUUCCACGACGUCACCACAGACAACAAGCUGCUGCGCAUCUUCAAGAAUGGAACUGUGCUUUAUAGUAUCAGGUUGACUCUCAUUCUGUCCUGUCCGAUGGAUCUGAAAAACUUUCCGAUGGAUGUUCAAACUUGUACGAUGCAGCUGGAAAGUUUUGGCUACACCAUGAAUGACCUGAUUUUUGAGUGGCUGGAGAACGGCGCGGUGCAGGUGUCAGAAGGACUCACCCUGCCUCAGUUCAUAAUGAAGGAGGAGAAAGAGCUGGGCUACUGCACUAAGCAUUACAACACUGGUAAAUUCACCUGCAUCGAAGUUAAAUUUCACCUGGAAAGACAGAUGGGCUACUACCUGAUCCAGAUGUACAUUCCUUCACUUCUCAUUGUCAUCCUCUCAUGGGUGUCUUUUUGGAUAAAUAUGGAUGCUGCUCCUGCAAGAGUGGCAUUGGGCAUCACCACUGUGCUUACGAUGACCACUCAAAGCUCUGGCUCUCGAGCUUCUCUUCCAAAGGUCUCGUACGUGAAAGCCAUUGAUAUCUGGAUGGCUAUGUGUCUGCUCUUUGUAUUUGCUGCAUUGCUAGAAUAUGCUGGGGUAAAUUUUGUCUCCAGGCAACAGAAAGAGUUCCUCCGCCUGAGGCGAAGACAAAGAAAGAAUCACAAGGAGGACGAAGGCCGCUUUAAUUUAACUGGGUACAACAUGAGUCAGUGCAUGCCAACAAAGGAUGGCUCGGCUGUUAAGAAUGCAGUUCCUGCCAUGAACCCCCAGCCUUCAACUCCAAAGGACAUAGAUGCUAUGAGGAAAAAGUUUGUGGACAGAGCCAAGCGGAUAGACACGAUCUCCAGGGCGGCCUUCCCGCUGGCCUUUCUGAUCUUCAACGUCUUCUACUGGAUCACAUAUAAGAUCAUCCGACACGAAGACGUUCACAAACAGAAAUGACUUAACCCUCUGCUGAUAACGUUUUAUCUUUCCAUUUCUCAAAUUGAGAAAUGCUCGGGAAACUGUGUGCCGAGAGGCUCCAUGGAGCCGAUGGAGAUGCUUUUUCAGGGAUAAUGUACAAUGUUCAUGUGUUAUAAAGAUCAAAUGCUAUUGUAUCUGGUGAGGUGAAGGUUCUUGAGAAAAAGUUGCUGUUUGUUUUGUACUGCUGCGUAAUAUCUGAGGAAGACUUAAUAUGCUGUUGGAGAAGAUGGACCAAAACGCCCCUUGAAUCGCCCAGCCCUGGCAUCUCUACAACAAAGGAAACAUUCCACAGGUCUGUGACUGUAGCUAGCUUAGAUCUUCAAAGACUCUUUUGAUGCAAAAUUUCUUAUCGAGGAUGUUCAAACUGUUUUAUAGUGUAGUAUUGUUUUUGGCACUUCUUCCUCUCUGUCUAAAAUAAGUUCUAAGCAAGCAGAGCAUGUAUAGAUGUAUUAAAUAUUAAAGAGCUGCACAUGUCUCAGGUACGGCUGCGAAGGAAGGAGAUGGAAAUCUGGGAAAGGAGUCUGGAGAAUCCAGUUUUAUGAAAUACCUGAAGCCUUAGAUAUUUGAUUUGGUUUGGAUGAAGUGCUAUGCUCUUGUAUUUUUUCACGCUUCUAUCUAACAAGUAUUCACGGAUAACUGAUGUCACACAAAGUUGUGAAUUUUGUUCACGUGUUUUAAUUUCUGCCUCCCAUUUUUGAAGUGAUUUAUAAGUUGUCACAGGCUGACUUUUAAACAAAUGUAUAACUGGGAAAACAAACUCUGAUUGUACGUUAUUCUGUGUUGUCAUAUGCAUAUUUACUUAUACCCCAGGUAAUUACUCCAGGUAUAUUUCGUACUCUGUUUUGUAGAUUUAGCUUAAUGAAAUAUUUAUUGUAAUGACUCAAAGGUUAUGUUUAUAAAAUUGAUAUCUUUGUGUAAACCUAUUCACCUUCCACUGCAGACUAUUUCCUUCACUUUGGGUAUUCAUGGAUGCAAUCAGCAGUGAAGAAUAAGUCUUCAUUCAACAUUCAUAGUACAGAGCAGCUAAUGGCAAUUGCACUCCUGGGAAAUAUCUUUUCUUAAAUGCUAUUCAUGAAGAAAGAUUAUUUACUGGCUUGUAUAUCAAUAAAACUGACUGUGCAUCAUGUUUUUCUUAUCCU